Messenger RNA from Penicillium alfredii, 645 nucleotides. RefSeq names its product frataxin family protein. Gene Ontology annotation, molecular function: ferroxidase activity; 2 iron, 2 sulfur cluster binding; ferrous iron binding. The record is from RefSeq and is a predicted model, not a curated record. Gene Ontology annotation, biological process: intracellular iron ion homeostasis; iron incorporation into metallo-sulfur cluster. Gene Ontology annotation, cellular component: mitochondrion. The transcript is spliced from 2 exons. The coding region runs from base 1 to 645 and encodes 214 amino acids. Lineage: Eukaryota; Fungi; Ascomycota; Eurotiomycetes; Eurotiales; Aspergillaceae.
AUGUUAUCCCGCACAACCCCCCGACUCCUCCUAUCAGCUGUGCGCCGCACCUCCACAUCCACAACCACCCGCCCACCCGCCGCCUCCGCUCUGCUUCCCCGAUCCCGCACCGUCCGCAGCUCUCUGCCACCCGCCCGCUCAUUCCAUGCCUCGCCUGCUACUGCCAAGGGCAUCACCCCGGGCUCAGAAGACCCGCCCGCCCCGAACCCGCAGUCAGCCCCGGUCGCGGGUGCCGCGACGCAUGUGACGGAGCCGUCGCCGUUGACGCCGGAGCAGUACUAUGAGUACUCGGAGCAUUACUUCAAUGUGCUCCUCGGGGAGCUGGAGAAGGUGCAGGAGGAGGGGGUGAUGUUGAAGCGGAGUAUAGCCGGCGUCCUCAACAUCUCCGUCCCCGCCAUCGGCACCUACGUCCUCAACAAACAACCCCCCAACAAACAAAUCUGGCUCAGCUCGCCCGUCUCGGGCCCCAAGCGCUACGAUUGGAUCAUCGAGGGCGACCGCAUGCACGAGAAGCAGGAGUCGCGCCCCUUUGUCAAUGGCCAGUGGAUUUAUCUGCGCGACGGCUCCAAUCUGACCGAUCUGCUUAAUACCGAGCUGACGCUGGGGUUGCCGCGUGAUAUAUAUAGUGUUGUUACAGAUGCGUGA